CACGCUUAUCUCUUGCGUGCAUACGAUUGUGCGUAAACACGUGAAAUGUUUAAUACUGGAACCACAGCAUCCGUCAAAAUGAGAGGUUUCAAUUUACUCGCGAAACGAGUAAAUUAAUACUCUAAAAGCGUUAAAUAUCCGAAAUGAUUUGCAAAUAUAAAUAUUGGGUCGUCCUAUGAUUCGUUCCGUUGCGUGUUAAUAUUUUUCACGUUUCGUAAUCACAGAGUCAGUAGUCAGUAGAAGUCAGUAGUAGUCAGUAGAAGGUACUCGAGAAUGACAGGUCGUGAAGUUAUAAACAUUUUAUAUUUAAUAACAUAUUAUUUUAUAUGAUAGAAAAAUAAACGGCACGAACUUACGGGACCUAAUCGUUUCACUUGAAUAUUAUAAUGGAUAUAUGAGGAAAUCGAGAGAAAUCUAUUGUUACAAUAUUUAUAAGGAUUACAUAUUGAUCAUGUUAAACGCUCGGUUCUUCUACUGUUAAAAAUCCGCAACGAAAAGUAUGGGGGAACUUGACGUGAAGCUUGACUUUCGGUUUUUAAGGCAUGCUCACACCGAUUGAUAGUCCUUCCACGUGACCGGCGAUUGAUGGAGUUCGUUGAGAUUAGGAUAAGUCUUGGAUUAGGGUGACGAUUAGGGCGACGUGAGUUUCUAACGAUAACCGGUACACGCGCGACACGUUGGAUCGGUUCGUUGAAGGGGGGAAGUUUUUGUGAUGAUUGAUCGUUUUACGCGUAUCAGUGCCACGCAUCUUUUCCAUUCAAGGAUAACACACUUCGUACAUGUAAACCGUUAGUCUACACCUUUUCGUUGUUUGUGACCAACUGUUGUUACGUUGAACGUUAUAUAUUUUUGAAGCUCGAUACAGUUUGUAUAAUUUUAAACUGUCUUUUUUUUCAUUUAAUAUUUUGGUAAACUGGGAUAUUUAAAUAAGUAGGUGAGUUAACGUAUGUAAAUGUAUUUAGGAUCAACUUCGUUAUUCAACGAAUAAACUAGAAGAGAUAGGCUUCGUUAUCAAUGACGGCCGGCGUGCAACGCGUGAGAAGGUUAAUUGGUGGUUAAUAAACAUGGGAGUCGUGUAUGAUGUAGUUUGUAUGCUAUGAACCACUCAAUUCGAAUGCAGAUUAAUGUCAAGGCUAAACGGAACAGAUUUGAUGGUUUUACGCAAAGGCACGUGUGAAUGACGAUAAACCAUGCUUCACAGACACUCCUUAUCCUAAAGUCGAUCGAAAACGAAGUGGACAAUGACGUUAGCAGAAAACACCGAACCGAAACGAAGUUCCAGUGACCUUUCGAGCGCGGCGAUCGAAGAAGACGCGCGUGACGCUCAGAGGUCGGAGGAGAACUCGAACCUGAGCACGGAAGGGAAUCCACUGCUGGAGACCGAUAAUAAGUCCAUAUCGAUCAAGAUCGAGAGCACGGCCGCGAGAUUAAAGAAGAUGGACAGGGAUGACGAGGAUCAGGCGUCGCUGAAUAAUUCGAGAAAGGAUCCGGAAGCGAUUGCACAAAACAAUAUCGCGCCGCCGGAUGGCGGGAUGCGGGCGUGGAUGAUCAUGAUCGGCAGCUUCGUUAUCAACGGCGUACUUUUCAGCGUCAUCAACUCUUAUUCGUUGAUCUACCUCGAAUUGCAAAAGCGAUUGUUAGACGCCGGUGAUGUUGCAGCAUCUUCGAAAGCCGCUUUGGUUGGGUCAUUAACCAUUGGUACCACGUUCUUUUUAUCGCCGGUCUCUGGCAUUCUCACUGAUAAAAUCGGCAUCCAGAUGACAACGUUUUUGGGUGGCGCUGUCGCAUCCAGUGGAAUGUUCCUCUCAUCGAUGUUUUCUAACAAGGUGGGCUUACUCUAUCUGACUUACGGAGUGAUGUACGGACUCGGUGCGAGUUUAGCUUAUACGCCGAGUUUAGCGAUCUUAGGGCAUUAUUUUAAACGAUAUUUGGGCCUGGUAAAUGGUAUCGUCACUGCUGGUAGUUCAAUAUUUACCACCCUUAUGCCAUAUUUCAUGGAAGUUGUGCUUCGCCGUUUCGGAUUAGAAGGCACGUUAAGAUCCAUAGCUAUUCUCACCGCGGUCGUCAUGGCAUGUGGCAUACUUUUCAAACCAAUUCCUUUCACCUCUGAACCAAGGAAUCAAUUGAAGUCCAAAUCAAACUUCAAAAGCUGUUUGAAAGAGGUUGUUAACGUUUCUAUAUGGAAGAAGAAACGAUACGUGGUCUGGGCCAGUUCCAUUCCCCUCGCCCUGUUCGGGUAUUUCGUCCCGUAUGUUCAUAUAGGGAAAUUCGUUGAGACAGUGUUCAAGGGCGCGGACAGAAAGCUUCCAGUCAUGUGCAUCGGCAUCACGUCCGCCCUCGGCCGAUUGAUCUUCGGUUAUAUCGCCGAUUUACCCAAAGUGGACAGGAUAUUCUUACAGCAGAUAUCCUUUGUCAGUAUUGGCGUUCUCACAAUGCUUCUUCCCGUCACGCAUUCAUUCAUAGUGUUGUUACUUAUUUCUCUGGCUAUGGGAUUAUUUGAUGGGUGCUUCAUAUCUCUGUUGGGUCCUAUUGCCUUCGAUAUAUGUGGCCGGGAAGGAGCCACCCAAGCCAUUGGAUUCUUAUUGGGAAUGUGCUCCAUACCACUGACCGUGGGCCCACCAAUUGCUGGUCUUCUUUACGAUCAUACUGGUAGCUACGAUCUACCCUUCUUUCUAGCAGGUAUACCACCGAUAGUAGGGGCACUGAUGAUGUUCCUAAUAAAAUUCGUUAAAGACGACGACAGAAAUUGCACUGGAGAGAACGCGGACAAUAAAGCGGCUUGUCAAAAUGAGUACUCGAGCAUCGGCUUUCUGCCCCCGUGCUUCGUGGCGACACUCAAGAACGUGUGCGAACCACACGAGCAUUCACGCCGGAAGAUGAUGCGCUGGAACGUGCAGAAUCAUUAUUCAAGACGCUGCGGACUUAAGGGAGGCAUCGGGUGCCGGUGUCACGGUAUUAAGUGUCCCGAUCAUAACGAACAUUCGGAGAGUGUGCCAUUAUUGUACGACGAGAACGUAUCGCUGAGAUCGCAGUCGUCGAUGUUCCUUUCGUUUUAACGGGACUGCAACGAAUUUUGAUGAGCCGGAGUCAAUAACGUCUCGACUCUUGUGGUCUUUGCAGUUAAAACGCCUGGUGGAUUUCACGUUUACGAGGUGUUCAUUGGAAAAAUUAUUUCAACGUUUCAUUACCUUCGAAGAUUAAUAGUACGAAGAUAAAGGGAGGAAUAUUUUUGUAUGCCGAAUAUUGUACAGUGGAAAACGUUCAUUAUUUGCACGUGAUUGAUGCAUCAGUCGGAUAAUGAUAAUCUAGUUAACGCUGUAUUUGCAGAUUCGUAGUGCAAUGAUACUAUUUAGAUUAUGGAUUGUACGAUCCAUCGUGACGUGUAUUUUUAAACGAAGAUACCAUUUUAACUGAAGUGACAAUAACAAUUCAUUUAGUUAAAAAUUAUUAAGGAAAGAAUUUAGUGUUCAUGUUAGUUAUAUACUAGUUUUGUGUUUUAAUAGGUAAUAAUGAUGAGCUGAUAGCAUGACAUGAUGUGCAAUAGCCCGAUUUCAUUGUAAUGAAACGUUUAAAUCGUUUUUCGGAGGUAAAUGAAUAUUACUUGAAAGUCUGCAAUGUUUAGCUGCAAAGUACUUUAACUUUGAGUAUACUCUUGUUGGUAGAAACAUUAGAUCAGAUUACCGUCGUCAAUGGAUGUAGUCAAUUAUUAGCGAAUGUUAAAAAUGUUGCAAGAUAUAUGUAUUUUAGCGGUUGACACUAGAAUCUUGAUUAGACUUUGUGAUUUUAAUCAUUGCGUUGCUCGUAAAAUAUUUGAUUUCUGUUUCCAUGAGCAUUUUGUACGAAAGGUAUAGAUAAGCGUUGCGAUACCGAUGAAAAGAACAUAUUACAUAUGGUGUAAAACAAUGUUGUUAUUCAUGUCUCCCGCAGAAAAUGCGUCUCGUUAUUUUUAUCUUUUUAGAAAACUGUCGGGGCACGUUGCAUUUUUUGAGGGAGAAUAAAUGUAACUGCAGGUUUCUUCUUUUCUAAAGGGAUAUUGUAGAGUUGCCUCUAUAAGAUAUACUUACAUACACAUGGUUUCCUGUAUCAUAGAAUUUCGAUUAAAAAUUUUUGUAUUUGCUUUUUGAAAUUUUAAUUAAUUAAUGGAAUAUUAAUUAUAGCCUUUAAGAGAGUCGUUUUAUCGAAUUUAACGAAUUCAUCGUUCUUUUAUGAUACUAUUACGAUAUUUACUAUUUUACGUGACAGUUCAUUAUCUGUACGAAUAUUUAUUAACAGUGGUCUAUGUUUUUUAUAUAUUAUUUUCUUAAAACAUGGAACGAAUAUGUUUUCCUGUGUAAUUUCAAUUUCGAAAAUAAUUGGUUCGCAGAAUUGUCGGAAGUGCAUUUUUAAAAAUGAAGAAGUACGAACAUUCCAUUCGGCAUCUUCUGUCUCAUUCACGAUUGUAUUAUUAUUAAAGCAAUAUCCUGUAUUCAUUAAUAUUCGUUCGAAAUUCAAAUUCAUUAACGAAUAAAAACAUUUGUAAUUUAUUUCGCGUGGAAUCUGUUUUAAGAAAUAAAGGACCUAAAAAUUGUUUGAUAGAUAUGUUAUCGUC
Molecule: messenger RNA, 4588 nt
Organism: Nomia melanderi (Alkali bee)
Lineage: Eukaryota; Metazoa; Arthropoda; Insecta; Hymenoptera; Halictidae
Source: RefSeq, a predicted model, not a curated record